Messenger RNA from Pseudopipra pipra, 6451 nucleotides. RefSeq names its product EDAR associated via death domain (gene EDARADD). The coding region runs from base 3614 to 4168 and encodes 184 amino acids. The record is from RefSeq and is a predicted model, not a curated record. Gene Ontology annotation, molecular function: protein binding. Gene Ontology annotation, biological process: signal transduction. The transcript has 6 exons. Lineage: Eukaryota; Metazoa; Chordata; Aves; Passeriformes; Pipridae.
GGAGUGCACCGAGGGGCUCCCGGGGCCCCCACGGGUCCGGGACAGGCGCUGUGCGGGGCGCGGCCCGCCGCGACCACCUGCGGGCUAGUGUGACCCGGGGCCGCGGCUCGGGGGAGCCAGGUGAGGAGCGUGGCCCCGGCUGGGAUAAAAAGAGCUUGCUGGUUGCUCCCUUCCCCCUCCGCACACGCUAAUUAAGCGCGGUAAUAAUUUAUCAUGUGCUCUGCUGAUGUGAUUUAGUGCAACCUGUCUUGUCAAGCCUGCUACAGCGUUUAGCGUGUAAGUUAGUUUGCGCUAGUUAGCAGCACGUUAAAAAGCCUCUUGUAAAAAGACAUUUUCUUAGAAUCCCAGAGUUUGGGUAGUUAGGAAGUCCACACAUUUUAACUUACACAGCUAAUGGAGCAAAUGAAUUGAGUACCUCAUCUGAGGUGUGCCAGCAUCACAGUUUUUCCCUACUUAUCUGCUCAGGCAGGAACAAAAUACUGAGUCGUUAACAGUAAACAAAACUGCACAAGUGCUGAUGGACUCAGAUUUUUCAGAGAGCUGAUUAUUUACAAUUUGCCAUAUUUCCUCCUCUUACUAAAAUCUGAAAUUCAGGUGCUUCUAGUCAAAGAACCAUUAUUGAUUUGAGUUACAGGGUUUUCAUCUUUAUUAACAACAUUAGUAUUAGGGUGAUACCUUUGUUUAAGUUGUAUGAAGUUGAACUAUUAAUGUGUGUGCCCAGCCUUGGUGUGAAAGGGGUCUCAUUUUUUUGCAUGGUUGAACUACCCAGCUAUGGUCCAGCUUAUAUGUUUCACUCACUGCUGAUCGUGUCAAGGAAAAAACUAACUGGGGGGAAUUCCAUCUGUGCUAUGUAGUGCUUUGUGAAUCCCCUCUGCUUAAAGGUCAAAAUGCUGAGGUCUAUAAAGCUCACCUUCAGGCUUCCUUCCAAUGCAAAGAUGAAAAGCAGAUACAGAAUUGACAAACUGUUCAUGCUGGUAAGUGCACAGCACUGCAUCCCCAUUGUAGUAGCAGUGUUGAACAGAGAGCAACAGUGGGCAUUGGUACAAGUCGGCUGCUCUUCGUGCAGACUGGUUAUACUGGAUGGGCCCAGGCAGAGCUGUAGCAGCCGCUGGGCAGUGUGCAGGUGCAAUAGUGUGCAAGCAGAAAUGAACCUUGGAAGCAACCAUCGAACCUGGCUUAUGACUGUCCGAGACAAUUUGCAUGUGCUGAUUUAUGUCCAUGUGAGUCAACUCACUUGUGGUUCCCUGCAGAAGAGUGGGGAAGUAAAUGUAGGCCAGUGGCUGUGUGCUGUCAGUGGGAAGUAUGGUGAUAGUGAUUUUUUUGCGGGAUUCCAGGUAAUGUUGUUAUGAAGCUGUCUGUGAAAGUAACUGUGAAAUCAGACAAUAUGCACUGAAUAGUCAGUCAGAUGAUACCUUCAUUUCCUGUUGGCCUUUCAGCAUGCAAAACUGUGGAUGAUUUACGUUUGAGAUAAACAGAGAACUUUCCUCCCUGCUGCUUUGUGCACCUGUGCCCAGCUAUAUGACAUGAGCUGCAGAAUGUUGUGCGAGAUAUAUGUGGGAAAGAGAGAGGGGACAUGGCAUUUUAACUGUGUUACUCACAAUUAAAUAUUAAGUCUGGUUUUCAGAUUAUCUGCUUACUAUCAGUGGCCAACAAGACCACAGUGAAUCAUCUGCAGCCCAGUAUGUUGAGUCUUUAAUCUUAGGUAUAAAUAUUCAUAAACAUACAUACCACUUAUAGAAAAUGUUGGGACUUGGUUGUACUCUGCAACCUAAAAAACAUGGAAGUCAUUGUUCAUCAUGAAAAACUGUAAAAAAAGGGAAGAAAUUAAGGUAUAGGAAAAGAAACAGAGUUUUAAAAUAUUUUUCAGGGUGAUUACUAAGCAAGGAAGAGUCAUAGGUUCACGUGAGUGUGUUUCUGAGUGAACCUAGAAAGCAGGAGUCAAAGAUACCACAUGGGACCCCAUCACCUCUUGUAGAGACAUCCUGGAGUUUGUCCAGUCCUUGUUUCAAAUGCCCAUAUUCUCAGAGCUUCUCCCAUUUUUUCAGUGCUUCCCUCUGGAUCAUAGAAAGUGCCAUAAUGUACCUUGGUCGUAUCUUGGAGGUGUAACAGAGGAUAGGGGAUGAAGCCCUUACCAUAGCCAGCAAGGUUCAUGGGCAUUCUAUGGGGUCUGCUUUCAUCUACCUCAAGGCUCCUCUCACAUUGGUUGCAUGCUUUGCCAUUGGGUUUGAAUGGAAAAACAGGGAGACUAGGGAUGCCUGGGUUGGCCUUCUUGCCUAGAGCCUUUGGUUGCCAGUGCCUCGUUGUUUUCAGCUUUCCUUUACAGUGUGGGCUUCUCUUUGCCCCAGCUUCCUUUCCAGUUCCUCUGCAGCUUUCAACUACAGUUCCCACAAGGAAUCUCCAUUUUUGGCCCUACUUUUGUGCAAUGUCUUAUGACAGCUUAUUGUAUUUUCUUAUAUCCCACUGACUAUCAUCCUCUCUGCAUUUGAAUUGGGAAGUUUAUGUGCUUCAGUUUGUGCUGACUCUUGCUAUCGGGGAAGGCUUUAUCCAGAUCAUUCUGUUAAUAUCAUGUUUCUGGAGCAGGGAUUUCAUAUUUACCAAAAGGGGCAUGUGUGACAAGAAUAUAGGGUUUUGGUAGGGUUUUUUUUUCCUCUUUUGCAUAUGGCUUCCUAAACUGCAGUGUGAACGAUGCUCAUCUGAAAUUUCAUAGUCCCCUGCCUUUUCAAAACAUUCAGUGUGUCUCUGUACAAAGACUGUGCUCAAGCCUUGUCGUCUGACCCCUUUGAUCACGUGCCACUUGCCUGGACAACGCCUGUGGAUUUCCUGUGGGCUCUAGUGCUGAGAAAGGCUCUGCCUGGCAUCACAGAGAGGAGCUGGGCACCACACUGGACACCCAGCAACUGCUGCUGGUGAGGCUGCCUCACAGAAGCAGGAGGGAGAACAGCUCUAUCCCACUGCUGCCACCUUUUUUAUUUUCAAUAUAUUGGACUGUCUUGCAUUUUUUACACUUUAGCUUGUUCUAUUGUGUUGAGUAGAUUUGUAGCAGUGGGUUCCAAAAUAAACAAUUAUGCUAAAUUUGAGUUGGUUAGAAUAAUGUCUGUGUAACUUCUGUACUAUUUUGGGGUUCAGUGUUUCUACUGUUCAUUUUAUAGUUAACUUCUUGGACUGCGUUCUAAAUGUAUUACUUUUUAUAUAUGGGAGGAGGUAAUUGCCAAAUAUUGAUUCCAAUCACCUCUUACUGGUUGCACCUGAAAACUUUUAAUGUGUACUUGUAGUAAGUAUAAGGACUUUGAGUGAGAGUGACAAAAAUGGAAUGACGAUCUUACUACAUAAUUUAAAAUGCUUUUCAAUUUUUGAGAACAUUGAUACUUAUCAUCAGAAGACAUUUCUUGAAAAUAUGGCAGGAUGAUGUUAAAUUACAGGAGUGGUUUUCUGAAUCCUGACUUCUGUAUGAGAUUUGUUUUAGAUUCUCUCUGCACUUGUGGCCAGUACCUCCUUAUUAUUUGUCAGUGUAGCCACUGAUGUAGAGGGGUUGACAUUUCAUGAUUCAUCUGCAGCAGAUCAUGCAGCAAAAGAGCCAGUGGAGGAUACAGAUCCAAGCACUCUUUCCUUAACAAUGACUGAAAAAUAUCCUGUCCAAGACACAGGAGUACCUAAAGAUGAAGAAUACCUUACAGAUCAAGUUACGUUGGAAAUUGCAUCUGUGAACAUCAAGACCCUUACACCAGAUUCUGGCCUAAUCCAACAGCCAGAAGACAAAGACACGCAAAACCAUACUGACGAAUCACUUUCAGAUCUCAAGAAAACCUGCAAGGAAAAUGUCACCUGCUCCCUGUGCUUAUUCCGUGCACCAACCAUCAGUGACAUGCUCAAUGAUGAGGACUUGUUGUACACAGUGAGGCUAAAGCUGGAUCCCUGCCACCCAACAGUGAAAAACUGGAGAAAUUUAGCAAGCAAAUGGGGGAUGACUUAUGAUGAAUUGUGUUUCCUUGAACAAAAGCCCCAGAGUCCCACCUUGGAGUUCUUGCUACGGAAUAGUGACCGGACUGUGGAACAGCUGAUUGAUCUCUGUAAAUUUUAUAAGAGAAUUGAUGUUGUGAAAGUGCUGCUGAAAUGGGUGGAGGAGGAAUGGCCCAAGAGAGGGAACAGAACUUACCAGAAUGACUUCUAGGUCAAAGAAAGUUGUCAGUCUGUACAUGUUAAAUGCUGGGACUAGCUGCCACUAAUACAUUGGAAGUUUCCCUUGCAAGAGAGAGAAAGCCUGUACUGACAGUUUGUAUACUGUGUAAGCCUUAUCUACUGUAUACACAUAUGUAUGCUCUGUACCCUCAGGGUUGCAAAGAUAAUAUUCCAAAAGGGGAUGGAAUCAUCCAGGUUGUGUUCUUGAACCUACAAAUUCCUUCAGCUUCUUUGCUGCUGUUGGUAGGCUUCCUAAGCAGAAGAGGAAUGAAAAAGCCAGACUGCUGGUUUUACUGCAGCAGUUGUGAACCAUGUCAGCUAUGUUCUGUUGCUAUUGGGAAAGCCACAAUUAGAAGGCAAGUCUCUUGGCCUUUCUGGCAACCCUUCAACAGUUUUGUCUCUUCUACCUAGUAGAAGAUGAGGUGUAUUUUUUUUUCAUAUUUUGUUUUUUUUUUAAGCUUUGUGAUGCUGUUUUUGGCACAGGAACACCUCAGCGUUCCAAGCAGCAAUUUGGAUUUGCAUGUUACAAUUAAUUCAAUGUUUCAACAUCACAUUUGAGCAAGUUAAGCUUUAAGUCUCUUUUAUAAACAAGAAUAUAUUUGCCCUAUGAAGAAAUCAUGCAAUUCAGAGAGACUUUCAACCCAUAAUCUCUAGGGGUAAAAAAAUACUAAUUAAAAUGCUCUAUACUUAAAAUUAUUUUCCAAAGUUUUGAAGACAGUGUAUACUCUGAGUGCAGGUAUCAAAUGCCUCUCACUUUCCAGUGUGAGAGGCUGUGUAAGCCUUAUCACUCACAGGGUAUCGUUAGUAUUGACUAUAACUUCCCUUUUCACAGGCUGUGGUUUUCUUCACAGUCCUGUGGGUUGACCUACUUUCUGCCCCACACCAAGGUAGUUGCACACCUGUGUGAAACUAGCACUGUGUAUUGAUUAGAGCCACUCUAAUGGAAAAUUACCAGGUGAAUUCACCUACAGUCCAGGUGGAUGGUUAUUAAAGCACUUACAAGUGGUUUAGACUGAUGUUUUUCAAAGGAUUUUGAUACUCUGAAUUACACUGUUUACAAUUUAAGUAUUUCAGAAAUUGGUCUUUUUCCUACCAUUCUUCUGACAUCUCAGACAAUACUAGUAUGUACAUAGGUGUAUAUACCAAAGCACUGGUGAAUAGUAUGUCAAGACAUGGGGUAAAACUAGAAUGGGUUGCAGGUUGAUACGCUGUUUACUUUUCUCUAGUAGAAAUAAUAAGAAUUAGUAGCAAAGAUGAGGGAAGUCUAAUGCUGUAUCCUGACUUUCUUAUUGUAAGAGAAUGAAAAAGAACCUCUAGUAAUACUUUACUAUAGAUGCUGAGUGAUACGGUUACAGAGGGGCUGGAAGUAAAGAUGAACAUUUUCAGUGUCAGGCACUAGUUCUGGGGUGGCAUAAAUUAAGCUUAUUUUAGUGACUUCCAGAAGCUGAAAAUCUUGUUUCAAGGUGAAAAGAGUGACCUAAAUUUGAGGUUUGAAUUUUUUAUUUUUUUUUAGAAAAGACUGGAAUUUUUAAUAACUUUUUUUUAAUGAUUCCUCAAAAAAGCUGCAACUGUUUAGAACUCUUUAGUUUUCUAUCUGUAUUUUAAGGAGGAAGCCGUACUGCUGGAUCUUGUUGGGGCUGCAGUUCAAAUGUUUUGCAUUCCUCUUCCAGGUACUGGGGUUUCCUGAUAGAUGUCUGUCAACUCUAACUUUUGCAAAUAAUCUUCUGUCCUAAGUUAAUGCUCCAGAUUCAGCUUUGAGGACUAUUGUUGUGGCUGGGCUCUUUGCUAUUUUCAGUUCCUACAGAGGUAUCCACUGCCUACAUGCAAACAGCUCAUAAUGCAGCUUGUCCAACAAAAUCCCCAUACCCUGGGCCAACUGCAUGCAUGAUUUAGGAUUGUAUGUCUGUGUGUUAAGUUUUUCCUCUGAGUGAUGAGUGCUGGCAUGUAUGCCAAAGGCUCUUCCCUCCCAUAACUUACCACAGCUAUAUGUGCGUGGUAUUAUAAUAUGCUUUGCUUUGGUAGAUCCAGUCCAGCAAGGAGCUGGAACCCUCACCUAAGACUCAGAAUGGGAAUACAAAAUGAUGCAGCAGCAUUCCUGAAUCAAUGUGUUCAACUGAAAUCUACCCCUCUUCCCAUUUCCUGGCUAAAACUUGUAAAAUUUUUAAGAAACGCUGAUGUCUUCUGGAGAUGAGUUCUGAUCCCUCAAAGCUCUUGAAAACUCAAUGUCAGCUGCAAGGAUUCAUGUCUAAUGGAAAUAAAGCUGCUUCUGAGAGUA